AUGGAAGCCCGACCCCAGGAGGACUGCCGCGUCUCCGCCAGCGAGAAGAAGGCUUCCGCCGACCGGAAGAUGCACAAGAAGAGGUCGAAGAUCACGGUGCUGAAGGGUUUGCUUCCCGGCGAGGACUCCGUGCGGGUCGCUGCGAAGCAGGCCUUGGAGCAGUUCGGGGAGCCCGAUGAGCCAGUGCAGGUGGUGGAUCUGGGGAAUGUCCUCAGCCAGAUCGACCUGUGGCAGAAGCAUUUGCCCAACGUACGGCCGCACUACGCGGUGAAGUGCUGUCCGGAUAAGCAGAUCAUCAAGCAACUUCUGGACGGCGGAUGUGGGUUUGACUGCGCGACGAUGCAGGAAAUCAAUACCGUCCUGGCGCUGGGUGUGAACCCGGAAGAUAUUGUGUAUUCGCAUCCCUGCAAGCCGCGCUCGCACAUCGCUUUUGCCAAGUCUCAAGGGAUCAGCCUCAUGUCCUUCGACAACGACGUGGAGCUUCGCAAGGUCGCUGCCGUGUACCCGGAAGCUCAGCUUCUUUUGAGAGUCGUUUGCGAGGACUCCACGGCCCAAUGUCCCAUGUCCCUGAAGUUCGGCGCUAAGAGCACCAACUGGGACGAGCUCCUGCGAAUCAUCCAGGAGCUAAAGCUGAACUUGGCUGGUGUGUCGUUCCAUGUCGGCUCAGGCUGCAACGACCCAGAGAGUUUCGAGCAAGCCCUCACCGAUGCCAAGGAGGUCUUCAGACUGGCUAAAGAACGAGGCAUGCAGACCUUGCGCGUGCUGGACAUCGGUGGUGGCUACCCGGGUGACGUGCAGGGCUUCGAGCGGAUCGCGCCGGGCAUCGCGGAGAAGUUGGGGCGGCUCUUCCCUCAGGCCGAGUACCCUGAGCUCCGGAUGAUCUCCGAGCCGGGCCGCUUCUUCGCUGCCGAGUCAGCGCACCUGCUCACGAAGGUCUACGCCAAGGCGAAGCUGCCCUCCACGGAAGACCCCUCCGAGCAAGUGUGCCGCUACUACUUGAACGAUGGGCUCUACGGCUCCUUCAACUGCAUCAUCUAUGACCACGUGUCGGUGCAGCCGGAACCCAUGAAGGACCAGCAGAGGCCACAGGUGCCUUGUGCCCUCUUUGGUCCCACGUGUGAUGGCUUCGACGUGGUCUUGGAGAAGCACGAGAUGCCGGAGUUGGAGGAGGGUGAGUGGGUGCUCUGGCGGAACAUGGGCGCCUACACCUCUGCAGCUGGUUGCAAGUUCAACGGCUUCGCGCUGCCGAAGCCAUGGUACUAUCGUGUGGCUGCGUAUGACCGCAAGAGCCAGGCGGCCACGCCCAGUACCCAGGCUGAGACCUGA
Durusdinium trenchii is the source of this 1326-nucleotide messenger RNA. Lineage: Eukaryota; Dinophyceae; Suessiales; Symbiodiniaceae. The record is from the annotation of a GenBank genome assembly.